AUGUCUGCAACAACGUCACCGUUCGUCGACCUCCGCCCAACGUAUGGGGCUAUCUUCAUUGGGCUCCUGUUUUCUGUUGGUCUCCUAGGCAUCACGACCUCUCAAGUAUGGCGGUACUACAAUAACUUUCCCAAGGAUCCUCUGUACCUUAAAGGCAUUGUCGCCAUACUCGAUCUGGAAUUCAUUAAACAACCGUUCAGGAUAUUGGAGCUUCUCCGAGUGGCUUUUGCCGGGGACGGGGUGUACUAUUAUCUUGUCUUGAACUGGGGCAACCCUGUCGCACUCAUUACUCUCGUUUGGACCUCUCAGGUCAACUUAAUCUUAUCGCCCCUGGUUGAACUCGCCGUACGCCUGUACUUCUCGUACCGUGUCUGGAUAAUCAGCCGUAAGAGUUGGAUAAUGACCACAAUUAUUGUUCUUCUGGCAUUGGGCCAUUUCGCCAUGGGAGCCGGCGCGUGGAUUAUGUCCUUCCGCAACCCGAAAGUCACGGACUACACUCCGCUGCUCCACUCAUUCGGUACCGCAGGGCUGUCCCUCGCGAUGGCCGCCGAUUGGACAAUCUCCCUGUCGCUCAUCUACUGGCUUAAUAGGAGUCGUUCUGGAUUGGCUAGGACGAAUUCAAUCAUCAACUACAUCGUGUUCUACACGGUCAACAUGGGUUUGAUCACGAGGUAA
Cyclocybe aegerita is the source of this 675-nucleotide messenger RNA. Lineage: Eukaryota; Fungi; Basidiomycota; Agaricomycetes; Agaricales; Hemipholiotaceae. The record is from the annotation of a GenBank genome assembly.